Messenger RNA from Pseudozyma flocculosa PF-1, 9159 nucleotides. RefSeq lists its product as uncharacterized. The record is from RefSeq and is a predicted model, not a curated record. Gene Ontology annotation, biological process: cell morphogenesis. Lineage: Eukaryota; Fungi; Basidiomycota; Ustilaginomycetes; Ustilaginales; Ustilaginaceae. The coding region runs from base 1 to 9159 and encodes 3052 amino acids. Gene Ontology annotation, cellular component: site of polarized growth; cell cortex. The transcript is spliced from 3 exons.
AUGGAGGUCAUUAUCCCGGACCUCGACGAUGACGAGCUCUUUGCCCCGCCCCCUCGCAUCCAUUCGCCUGCAGCCUCGGCCAGCGGCUCUUCGGCCAUCGACAGCGGCAAGACGUCGCUCGAGGAGAACAGCUCUCCCUAUGCCACCGUAUCCGAUGCCCGAAACACGCCCAGGGGCUUUGAUCCAGCAUCGGCACCCGGAUCAGGAGCGGGCUCCAGGACGCCCGGCAACCUAUUCAUACCGACACGGGCCGGGACUGCUGCCGGCCCGUUUCGCGGAGCGGCCCUCGGCUGGCAUGGUAGGUCCGGCAGCGCCACGAGCGACUCGUCGGCGGGCGGCGCCUCCUUCCAGUUCCCCACGGGCGGCAAUGCUGGCACACCAUCGCAGCACCGCUACGAAGGGAGUCCGGGCGGCUACUUUGCCCCCUCACCCUCGCAACAGCAGAAUACCGGCUUCUCCUUUCCCGUCAAGAAGACCUCCUUCGCCUCUCUCAAGGCGGCGAUCAAGGGCCAGAGCCAGGGCAACAGCGGCCUCGGCAGGGACAGAGACGCGGCUGACGCCUGGCCGCGGACGCCAAAGGAUCCGGCGAGAUCCUACGCACCCGCCUCGGAUGCCGGCGAGAGUACGGCGGGGAGGCGCACCGCCUACCCAACGCCCAAGCCCGGCACGGCGGGCUCGACCGCCGGCGCCUAUCCGUUCGGCCAGGCCUUUUCAGAGCAGUCGCCCUCGACGUCGUCUGCGAACCACGCCAGGCGUGAGAGCCAGCUCUCCGGCCACUCGCGAACGCACGUCAGCGGUGGGGCCGGCAGCUUCAGCGCCACUGGCGGGAAUGCCGCGCGUGCCUCGCGCUACUAUCAUGCGCAGCAGAGCUCCUACUACUCGGACUCUCACCACAGCCACGGCGCAGCCAGCAGCUCGGCCAGCAGCCUGAUGCAGCCCUUCACGCAGGCUGGCGUGGAGCUCCCGCCGAUGCCGCCGCUGCCGUUUGCGGGAUACAACUACGGCGCGGCUCCCAGCACGCCAGGCACGGAGCCCAUCGAUCCGGGCUUCCUCGACGCCCGGGCGAUGGCGAGCAACACGUCUCUUGAGCACUCGGAGACGGGUAGCCCGUACAAGGGAGCCUCGGCCAGUCUGCGCGACGACAGGCGAUGGAUGGGCCCGGACGAGGGCGACGAGGCCUCCAGUGUGGACUUCGGACAUCCUCAUCCCGAGCCGAGGGGUCCUUCGGCAGGAGAAUCCGCCGCUUACGGCGGCGCUUCCUCGAUGAGGGCUGCACGCGCGCACCCGCUCGGCGGCAGCCCGCUCGUGGGCAGUCUGGGCGCCGAGGGCCUCGGGUAUCUGCCUCGGGGCAUCGGCUCAGACGACCCGAUGGCGCCAUCUGAGUACGCGCUCAACAUCCUGAUGAGCCGGUUCAUUACCCUGACUGGCCUGAAGAUCCAGGCGGCGCUCGACUUCCAUGGCGACGCCGAUCCGGAGCGUAUGAGCGCGCUCGGCCCGCAGGUCGACGAGAGCCUCGAGUCGCUGUACGGCUCGCUGUCGCACGUCGCGCGACGGAAUCCGUGGCCCGUGAUCGAGAGCCUGAUCAAUUGGAAGCAGCUCAAUGUCGAGAGCCAGGUCGACGCAUCCGCGGUGCGCCGCCACCUGGCCGAGUCGCGGCAGCUGCAGGCCGCCGAUACGAGCAUCAAGGACGUCGCGGCACUGCUCACGCGUAAGAAGGAGCUCGCCAUCCUCUACCUGCUGUCCAAAUCAAUGAUCGCCAUUGCCCGCGAUGUCGGUCGCAACGCGCUCAACGAGGCCCAGGCCGGGUGCUGGGAGGACUGCGUCUUCAACAUGCUCCUCCGCUGCUCGCGAGAGAGCGAUCGCGAGAGGAUGCUGCCGCGCUCGAUCUCAACAAUGCGCCACUGCUGCUUUGAAAAGGUCUCGAUGCUGAUUGGAGAGAUCUCCAGAGUAAGGUUCCUGCCGAUAAGCGAGCACUUCGUCUCGAUCCUCGAGUCUUCGAAGGAGGCGCCAGCGGGCAAGAACGUGGAGGAAAUGCUCGUGGCCGCGAUCCAGAGCAUGGGCCACCUCAACAUCACUGUCUAUCCGAUGGAGCUCUUCGAGGAAGGCGCAGAGUUUGUCGAGAUCCUCUCGCGACACUUUGCCAAUGCCCACGGCACGCGGAUCAAGACGGCGUACGCCGAGUCGUUUGUGCGCCUGCUGCUUCCGGUGGCGCGUUCGGCCACGGCCGAGAUCAACCAUCCCACCUGGAUCAAGGGCGUCGAUAACAUCUGGCCGCGGGCGCUCUCGAUGACGGCCAAGCCCCGCUACUGGUCCGCCGCCUACCCGCUGACGGUGGCGCUGCUGGCCGUCUCGCCGGCAGAAAAGUUCUUGGCGAGCUGGUACACGUGCAUCGAGAUGGGCGCCGCCAAGCUCAAGGAUCGCGUCAACCGGACCACUGUCCUCAACGCCGCCCUCCGGCUGCUGUGGGUCUACCUCUUCCGCUGCCACGAGAGCAGCUCUACCACCACCAAGCGGCUGGAGGCCUUCUUCAAGAUCUGGUUCCCGCCGAACCGCAAGGCCGUCAACCCGUCAGACUGCUCGCUCGAGCCGCUGAUCGCCAUGGUCCACCUCGUGCUCCACCGCCACUUUGACUUUGGCAAGGAGCUGGUCCUCGGCUUCCUCUGCCAUUCGGAGCUCGGCGGCUCGACGCUGUCGCUCCAGCCAGAUAUCCUAUCGGGCCGGCGCAUGACGGUGGCCAUACGCGCCGUGCUUCUCACGCUCCACAGCUACGUCCGCGAGGAAAGCCCGGCGUUCCCGGACGGCGCCGACUUUUCGCGCUACCAGUUCGAUACUCUGCCCGAGGGCUGCGGCGACGAGCUGCCUGAAGGCUUCUCCUUCCCGCGGCCGGAGCUGGCCGAGACCCAGUCCACCUUCAACGACCUGAUCGGCAAAAUCGCCCUCAUCUGCGACCACCAAGUGAGCGACAUGACGGUCUUUGAUGAGCGGAUCGCGAUCUUCCGUAGCUCGGGUGGGAGCAGCCUGGCGGCGUCGGCGGACCGUGCUGUGCUGGAGCGCGACGGCUUCAUCUGCAAGACCCAUCCGGCGGCCAAGCUCACGGCCGCCUAUCCGCGCGAGCACCAGUCCCACUGCGACCUGCUCAAGGCCUGCUUUGCUUCGUGGCCGCGCUGCCUCAGCUCCAACAUCGCCUUUUCGAGCAUCCUGGGCAUCCUCUUCCGCGCCCACUGGAGCGCCGAGCCGGAGCUGGCCGAAGCCUCGGCCUCGGCGUUGCGCCGGAUCGCCCGUCAGCGCCGCGGCGGAUCGACUGCCGUCGUCUCUGGCUUUAUGCGCUGGAUCUUCCGGCAAGAGUCUGGCUUCUGGGAGAUCCACCCGAAGCAGUCCCUGCUGCUGCCCAAGGUCGAGCACGCGAUCAGGCUCUGGAUCGACUUCCUCAACAUCUGGCUGGCCGAGCUCGAGGCGCAGAACUCGGCAGCAGCCUCGGGCGCUCCGGGGGCCAAGGGCCUCGAGAUGGAAAAGACGAGCGCGUGGGCCAUCAUCGACGAGGUCGAGGCGUACGGCCUCUUCUUGCUCUGCUCGGCGGCGCGGUCGCUGCGCAAGCAUGCGGUCGAGGUUUUGCGGCUGGUCUCGGUCCUCGACCACGCCUUUCUCUCGCCUUCACGGCGAGCCGCUCUCGAGGCUGCACGGGCCGCCGGCGAGGACGCAGACGAGGAGCCCAGUCGCGUCGUCGAUCUCCUCGACCUCUCGCACCGCCUAUUUGUCGACGAUGAGGCCAACUCUCGCGGCUCGGCGCCAUCGCCAGGCCCGCAACCCGCCUCGUGGAAGCCUGCGCCGUUGGGCGAAUCGCUCAAAGCCCUCGCGCAGAGCGACAAGGCAGCCGAUCAGCACCUCUGGCAGAGGGCCUUCCCCACGCUGCUGAGGAUGUGCCUCGAUCGCUUCCCGACGACGAUCGCCGUCUUCCGCUCCUACAUCACCCGGAGAACUCUGGGCAUGGACCACGUCAUCCUGGUGGCCGCCAACAUCGUCUCCCGGCCCCAGGUCGGCACCGUCAGCGGCCACACUUUGGGAAAGUCACAGUCGUCGCUGGCGCACAUGACGGCGUCCACGAUGCUGGCAUCGUCGUCGUCAAACUCCUCGGCAUUGGCAGGCCCGACAUCGGCCGGCGCCCUGGCUACGGACCACGAUGUGGGUCACGACCAGGCGCUCAUGGCAGAGCACUGGCGGUGCUACAUCCUCGCGCUUUGUACGACGACGACCUCGACGGAGGGGUCCCGCGGCGCCGUCGUCGGGAGCCACCGUCGCAAGUCGAGCGAUGCCGAGGCCGGCGAGCGCGUCAUCGCGGCCAAGGACCUCUUCCAGAAGAUGGUGCCCUUCCUCGCCUCGAGCCAGGCCAGGUUCCGCGACGCCGUCGUCGCUGCGCUCGGCAACAUCAACGACGCCCUCUUCGGCACGCUGCUCGACACGAUGCAGUCGGUCAGCAGCACGCUGACCGACGACUUCAAGGUGCGCUCGGUCGCCCGCAGCGGGCUGAAGCGCAACCGCCGCCUCGAUCGCCUGCGCACCGCGCUGGCUCAGGUGCUGCAGCUCAACUCGCACCACCUCCGCGAGGACAGCAACAUCCGCGACGCCAAGAUCGUCAACACGGUCCAGACCUGGAUCCGCGAGACGUUCAGCUUCCUCAACGACCGCGAGAUCCGCCAGGACUGGGAGUUCCACGUGCUGCGGCGCGCCUUCUGCGGCGUCGCCGAGGAGUUCUUCGAUGCCCUCACGCUGCUCGGCGACGCCGAGAAGUACUUUCCACCGGACGUCCGCCUCCGCAUGUUCCGCUCCUUUCGCGACUGGCACUCGUACAGCAACACGAGCGAAGAGGGGCCUGCCAAGCUGGCCAACAUGCUGGCCGCUGCCGCCGACCAGCACCGCGACGACAAGGCCAAGGAGCAGGCCGUCAUCCAGCUGCGCAACGAGACCCAGGCACUCUCCUACCAUGCCGGCCGUGCCAUGGCCUCCUUCUGCCAGGGCAGCAUCGCCGUGGUCGGCCAUGCCCACCCGUCGCCCACCAGCAGCUCGGCGCUCGAGGCCUCGUCGCUGCUCUCGUGGCUCAAUCACCUCUUCUCGGCAGCGAACCGCAGGAACCACGAGGUGGCCCGACGCGCCCUGCGCUCGCUCCUGAUGCACAACAGCGCCAACGCAGCGCUGAUCGACAGCAUCGUCGAGAAGUGCAUCUCCGAGCCAGAUCGGUCGGGCGAGGGCAGAUCGUUCUUCGCCGUCGUCGCCGACACCGUUGUCGCCGAGGCGGACGUGUUUGCCGUGCCGCUUCACAAGGUGCUCUGCCUCGGACUGAUCAAGCUGAGCCACGCCGACUCCAGCGUGCGGCGAAAGGCGUUUCGCAUGCUGCAGCACGUGGCGACCAGCGGCAGCAACGCGGCGGCGUCGAUCGAGGCGUUCGAGGUGGGCGCGUCCAGCUCUCUGCCGGCCAUCCACCUGCGGGCGCAGCGCGACCUUUCGGAGCACCUGGCCGAGCUCUUCCCUGACCUCAGGACGGCCAUGCUGUCCGAGUUUGCUCGGAGGCUGCCCGACGUCGACGCGACGCGGAGCGCCAUCACCCUGGGCCUGUUACCGGAGUGGCUACGGGGCCUGGAGCUUGUCCCGCUCGGUUCCGAUACCGCUGUCCAGCGACCGGACCUCGCCUACCGCACAUACAUGAACCUGGCCAACCUCCUCUUCCUCACCGUCCGGUACGGCGAGGCCCACAGCUUCGAGCUGCAGGAUGCCUGGAGCAGCCUCGCCGGCGAUCCCGACCGCAAGCAGAAUGUCGACGCCGUGGUCCGCUUCCUCAUCGACCAGGGCCUGCACUUCCGCAACCCGGACUUUGUCGUCCACGCCAAGCGGGUCGUCUCCUGCCUCUCCCACACGGCGGUGGGUCGCCACCUGUUCGACGAGCUGUGCGCCCUCGUCGAGCCCGGCCGCAUGAUUCCCGUACCGCGCGACGAUCGCCCGCCGACGCCGACGGACGAGUACGGUGCCGGUGCGCUCUUCUGCGUCGAGCUCGACCGGCUCCUUCCCGAGCCAGCUCGCAAGCUGACCUUUUCGCCCGGUCAGCUUGCGCUAUUCCUGGUCGGCGAGAUGGCCUAUGAGCGCAAGGAGCAGCUGGCCGUAUACCUUCCCGCGCUGCUCCACGCCGCCAUGAUGCACGUCGACAGCUUUUCGACCUUUGUCCAGCAGCAGGCGAGCCAGAUACUCGAGCUGCUGCUGCGCUGCGUCGUAUCCACCUUCCCGGUCGCCGACGGCGGAGCCGCGCGCGUGCCCGCAUGCCGAUCCCAGGUUGAGGCACUCUUUUCGGACAAGGCGCGGCCCCGCUGGUCGCUCGACGACAGCGAGAACGAGCAGGUGGAGCGCUCCCGCAUGCCGGAGAACCUGUUGUCUACGGUGACAUCGACCCUGUCGAUCGUCGAGGCCUUCCUGCCCGAGUUCAGAGAGGAGUGGGGGGCCGUCGCGCUCCUCUGGGCCAUUUCCGGACCCGUGCGCCACAUGGCCUGCCGCUCCUUCCAGGCCUUCCGCGCCAUCCGGCCCAAGGUAACGCCCAGCAUGAUGGCUGAUAUGCUCGGGCGGCUGUCGGACACCAUCUCUGACCCCAGUCCUGACAUCCAGGCCUUCGCGCUCGAGAUCCUCUACACGCUCAACCUCGUUAUCCGCACGUCCGACGUCAUCCAGCAGGACUUCCUGGCCCAGAGCUGGUGGGCCACGCUCGCCUGCUUGUCGACGGUCAACGAGCACGAGUUCUCCGAGUCAAUCUCGAUGCUUGACAGUCUGCUGGACAAGCUCGACAUCGGCGACAGCGAGGUCGUGGCCAUGCUCAAGAUCAAGUGCCCCGAAGGCUGGGAGGGCGAGGCGGGCGGUGCCCAGUCGCUCGUCUUCCGCGGCCUCCGGUCCUCGGUGACGUCCAAGGCGUCAUUCAGGCUGCUCGCCAAGCUGGCCAAGUGCCGGGAUCCCAGCCUGAUCGACUACGAUGACACCUCGAGGCUGGGCUUCCUCUUCAUGGCCGCCCUGCCGUGGUUCCUGCAGGUCACCGACGACCACUUCGAGGAGACGUCAGGAGCGACCCAGGCGGCCAAACAGGAGCAGAGGAAGCAGGCUGGCAUCUCGCCGGCCCGGUCCGCGUCGGGCGCCGUCGGCGCUGGCGCCAGCUCAGGAGCCCCUGCGACGCCGACCAUCUCGCCGCUGACGAUCCUCGAAAAGCAGAUGAUCCUCGAGCUCGCCGCCGACCUGGCCCAGAUCGCCGAGCGGCUCGAGAUGAAGGAUCUGCAGCGGGUGGCCACGUCGAUUGCCAAGACGCGGUUCCGCACCAAGGACGACCUGGUGCGGCAAGCAGUCAACUGCAUCCGUUCGCGCUACAUGCCGGCGGCGAGCGCCGAAAUGGCGGUGCUGCUGCUGGGCAUCACGCUCAACCAGGCCGAGUGGCUGCGCAGACAGACGAUGCAGGUGCUCAAGAUCUUCUUCAAGGUGGUCGACACGCGCAACGACCCGGCAUUCAGCAGCCUCGGCUCGGAGCUCCUCAUGCCGCUGCUGCGGCUGCUGUCGACACCGCUCUCUGCCGAGGCGCUCGAGGUGCUCGACGAGCCCAUCUCGAUCCACGGCGGUCCGGCCGCCAACCAGAUCCUUCGAAUGAGCCUGCAGUGGGGCAACCAGCCGGGACGCAUGCGCGAGCAGGUGAGCGACGCGUCCAUCUUUGGCCCGCCCGAGGACAGCGGGUGGGCGGUGGCCUUGCCCCAGGACCUUACGACGCGCACCCGCAUCAACAUCCAGGCGGUGUUCAAGAUGUGCGAGCUCACGCUCGAUAUCGCGCCGAUGAGCUCGAACGUCAACUUUGUCGUCGAGGACGGCUAUGACCUCGUCGGCGCCGGGCAGGAUGCACAGGCUUUCGUGCUGCCGGAGGAUUCGCUCGGGCGCGGCGCUCCCAGCGUCGAGGACCUCGCCACGGGACCGGAGCUCAGCGAGAUCGUCAAUCAACUCCACGAUCUCUCCUCGUUCUUUGUCGAGGAGAAUCGCCGGCCAGCCCUGUCGAGCGGCUCGAUCCGCGACCGGAGGGGACGCCUGGGCUCGAUCGUAUCGGGUCUGGGGGGCGGCGGAGGGUCGCAGUCGCUGUCGCGGCAAUCGAGCCUGCGCAGCCUGCCAUACAAGCGCCACACCCCGCAGGACUCGGAGGCAAGCGCGCCGGACACUUCAAGGGGUUCGACAGCGGGAGAGGCCCCUGUCAGCCGGCCUCACGCCCAGAUUGCCAAGAUCCUCGCGCGAUCGGCCUUCGGAGGCAGGAUGAGCUUCUACGGCGGACGUCCUGGUUCCAUCUACCGGCGGACCGACCAGGCCCAGCCUCGGCAUGGAAAAGGUGCCACAUCCGUUGAUGCAGGUUUCAAGGGCGGUAUCGCUCCUGUGCGCAGCGCCAGCGAGCCUGUGCCCGUCUCACCGGAUCCGCCGGGCCCGUAUGAGGCGCCCGCGCGCAACGCGUCGAGCCAGACGGCUCUUCCGCAAAUGCUCGAGGAGCCGUUCGAGGCACAGCCACACGUGCUCGGCGGGUAUCCACCCGGCCUGGAAGUGUCGCCAACUUACUAUCAUGCCCAGCAUCCCGACGCAACGAUGGGCGACACCACUUACUCUACGACGAUCAACGGCGACCUGACCUACGACCUGACGGCGACAAACAGUGGGUCCCUCUCGUUCGGACUCGGGACGUCGCCAAGCGCCGAGCGGGCCGUCGACUACGGGAGUGGUCCCCACACCGAGAUGCCGAUGGCCGGCGCCAACGGCUUCGACCUGCGGCACGCGCACGCCGCACUGCAGGAGCUCGCCGCUGCCGGUCUGGGGGCGCCGUUUGAGGAAUCUCCCCGUCCCAAUCAACGCAGCAAGGGGCAGGACUCGGCCAGAACGUCGCCAACACGGCCAAAGACGCUGAUGCUGCGGCGACCGACCCAGGAGCUGCUCGCCGAACGGCUCGGGUCCGGGUUCGGCGUCAACCUCGCCAAGAACGACGCGGUGCCUGGCCAGGACUUCAACGUCGAGCUUCCCGGCCAGAACCGGCGCUCGCCUGACGACUACGCACGCUUCGACUCGAUCGCCAAGUCCUCGAUCAGCAACUUGAAGCACUCGGGCGGCGGCGGUGUCGGCUACUGA